AUGAUACAAUGCGGGACCGUUUGCCUGAAACUUGGACCAGGCGAACCAGAAGCCCCUAUGCACAACGAGAAUCCUGAUCUACCCACUAGCCGGAGAAGAAGCACAACCAAGGUCACAUCGCCGCGCCCUGCACCAGCCAAGAAUACAAGCGUACCCGUCACUAGCCGGCAGGCCAUAGAGAGGUGUUGUCAACAGCAUGAAGAUGACAAUGAGGAGAACAAGGAACCACAGAGUCCCUCAACGACCACGACUACGCAGGCCAGCCCCUUCGACGUCACUGAAUUGGCUGAAGAACCCGAGGAACCAGAUUACGACUCGAUGGAGAGAAAUACUGGAAGCAGUGCGUGGCAAUCGUCGCCGGAGCAGGAUUGGGAGGACGACAAGUCUACGUCCCCAUACCUUCCCCAAUACCAGGACGGCCAGUCACCAGAUGACCCGUCCCCAGCCAGCAGCGCUCCCAACAACGAGUGGCUAUCCUCAUCGGAGCCAGAGAACGACGACGGCCAGUCCGACGAACGAUUCAGGACAACACUGCAGCGGGAUGAGUGGGACUGGCAAGAGUCACCACCACCUCCCAGCUCGGAGAGCGACACCCCACCGGAACGGCACUAUCCCGACAAUGUGCGCGAGGUGUACGACGAGGACGCACCACCUCACCGCGGCUUUCGAGGCCCCACAUAUCCGCCCCGGUUCCAGGGCCAUCAAGACGGCGGCUCCUACUCCAGGUCACCAAAGCCGGAACCCCGACGCGACCCAAGGAGCGGACGAGGGGUAUACAAGCCCGCCGAGCCGCAGACUGAGCUGGAGCAUUACACAGCCAGUCCGGCCAGCGAGUCCAGCAGCGACGACGAGCAAGUCUAUUACCGGGAAGUGGUAGCAUCUGCCGAAAACUACCAGCACAUCACCACUCCCUAUGGUGCCCGAGUGACCCGCAACACCACUACUACUGUGGAUAUCUUCUUACCCCCGGGAGAGACGAUGAGCUCAAUGUUCAACGUACCGAGAGAGUCACGUUCCCAGCGUCAACCAAGGCGGAACACCUCACCCGAGACUGUCCAACGGCCUACCUGGGAGCCGGCAACAUCGGACGAAGAGGACAACCGUCCCCUCUUUCGUCGGCGGUACUCACGAGCCCCGACCAACGCGACCACCAGCGAAGCAGCACCAGCAGAGUGGGUUGUGGCACCGACGGGAUGGAAGGUCGACACGAAAGACCGGAAAAUACCCCAGGCCCUUGUCGAGGACGUCAUGUCAGGGAUGCACAAGCGCACCCGGGCCCGUUACUCCAAAGAACUGGACGGGCAACGAUUCCAAGUGGAGCGGACGAAGACUCGGAGG
Scaptodrosophila lebanonensis is the source of this 1338-nucleotide messenger RNA. RefSeq names its product serine/arginine repetitive matrix protein 1-like. Lineage: Eukaryota; Metazoa; Arthropoda; Insecta; Diptera; Drosophilidae. The transcript is spliced from 3 exons. The record is from RefSeq and is a predicted model, not a curated record. The annotation marks the transcript as partial.